Messenger RNA from Coregonus sp. 'balchen', 1756 nucleotides. Lineage: Eukaryota; Metazoa; Chordata; Actinopteri; Salmoniformes; Salmonidae. The record is from the annotation of a GenBank genome assembly.
GCACUCCUGUCCCUCUGUCCUAUCCAUCUCUCUCUCUUGUUGUUGGACAGAUGGGAGAUGACAAGGACAGCUCAGGGAGCUUCUCAGAGGAGCAGAAGGCCAAGCCCAUCCCCCCAAGGCCCUCGCUGGUAUCCCCUGAGCUGAAAGCCAUGAUCCGCAUCAGGACAAAGUACCAGGCUCUGAAGAGACGUCGGCUGGACUCAGCCACUGGGCUCUUCGCCUCAGGUAGACCCUCCACAGGCCCCGAUCCCGGCUCACUCACCGCCCCAGGCAGGUCUUCAAUGGGCACCGGCACACCCACCGCCCCAGAGAUCUUCAACUCCAAUGGCAAGGAGCCCCCCCACAGCAGGAGGAGGAGGAAGAGGUCUCGAGUGCUCUUCCCUAACAACUGUUGCAAGGUCGUCCCCAGUGACAAGGACCGGAGCCGGGCCAAACCAUUCUUUGUCCUCUUCGGUAUCAUCGUAUCCCUUCAGGUCACCUUUAAACUUGUCUAUUUCCCCUAAAGGGUUUACUGUGAUUAGAACCUGUCCACUCCUUUUCCCCACUCUACUUCAACCUCUCAGUCCCUAGUUACCCAACUACAGAUAUCAUUAUCCCCUGGGGUUAAUGUACAGGCACAGCCACAUGAUUUGCCUAGUACUGUAUAUCCCACGGUUGCCAUGACAGCAACAAAAUACAUUGCUUUUUUUUUUAAACCACUAAAUGUGUUGCAUUAUACUCAAAACAGCUAAAGGGCUUUGGAAAUGCCAAAUUAUGCUUCAGUUUCAUUGUGGAUGAGGAUAAAGUGGAGUUAUUUUCCAGUAUGUGAUUUGCUAAAUGUGUUCCACUGCUCACCUGUCCUCCUACUAGUGGCAUUGAACAGAAUCAACAGAAUGGAAUGUUAUUCCAGUCAAUAACACGUAACAAAAUGACUUCCCUUCCUGUCCUCUUGCAGGUUUACAAUGCCAUCGAGAACCUGGAUGACCAUGUGGCACCGUAUGACCUGGAGGGCCUGGAGAAGACGCUGCGCAGGGAAGUGUUUGGCCAGCAGGGGGCGAUAGAGGAGCUGAUGGAGCACCUCCAGGGCUACCUGUCCACCUACGCCCACUCCCAGCCCCUGGCCCUGGCCCUGCACGGCCCCAGCGGCGUGGGCAAGAGCCAUCUGGGCCGCCUGCUGGUCCGCCACUUCCGCUCGGUGCUGGGAGAAGACCUGGUGGUGCAGUACUUCACCCUACACCACUGCCCCCUGCAGGGUGAUGUGGGCCAGUGCGCCCGAAAGCUGUCCCUCUGGGUGGAGGAGGUGGUGGAGCAUGCCGAGGCUCAGGAGAAGAUCCCUGUCUUUGUGCUAGAUGAGGUGGAGUUGAUGUCGGCUCCGUUGCUGGACGUGCUGCAAGGCCUGCUUCAGCCCAACCAGACCAACGAGCAUCUGAACGUCAUCUAUGUCCUCCUCAGUAGUCUGGGGCAGGAGGAGAUCACCAGACACAUACUGCAGAAUGUCUCUGGCACGACGCAGGCAGCCGGAGCUCUACUGCGGCAUACCCUGGCAGAGCAUCACCCUCUGUGGGCAGAGGUGGGGCUGGAUAUUGUGUCCCUGAUGCUUCUCGAAAAAAGCCAUGUGAUGGAGUGUUUGCUGGAGGAAAUGACACAGGAGGGGUUCUACCCUGACCACGGCCAUAUUGAGCGGCUGGCAGAGGAACUGUCCUAUUUCACCACCAUGGGUCACCAGUACUCCCAAAAUGGCUGCAAACAAGUGGUGACUAGAGUCAACCUUUUGUGA